This is a messenger RNA of Dichotomopilus funicola, 1323 nucleotides long. Its product is annotated as HAD-like domain-containing protein. Gene Ontology annotation, molecular function: N-acylneuraminate-9-phosphatase activity. NCBI's taxonomy places the organism in Eukaryota, Fungi, Ascomycota, Sordariomycetes, Sordariales, Chaetomiaceae. Gene Ontology annotation, biological process: N-acetylneuraminate biosynthetic process; dephosphorylation. The transcript is spliced from 3 exons. The coding region runs from base 1 to 1323 and encodes 440 amino acids. The record is from RefSeq and is a predicted model, not a curated record.
AUGAGGAUAUUCGCCGAAUCACCCGCCUGCACAGUUACGAGCCGGUUGAUUCUAAUGGGGAAUGCGAACUCGAAUGCAGCUUUCCGUCCGGAUUACUCAAUUCUCGAAAACCCCUCCCGUCACCAUGUUUUCGCUGACGCCAUGAACUCCGGCAAGAAGUUUCUCAUCUCUAAGGAGGAGCUCGGGAACGAUAGCGGGAAAGGAGAAUGCCUAUACGACGUUUGCCCACGCUGGAAGAGUAUGGGAUGGACGGAUGCAGGCAGCUUGGUUGGUUGCUUCACCAACAUAUUCCGGAUGCUCGGGCAAGCGCCAUCGCACGACAUUUCGUGCCUUUUGUACGAGCGGCUUGUGCUUCCGUUUUCCAAAAACAUGUUGCAAUUUUUGCAACCAUUUGGAUCUUCGUUCCUCUUCGCGACAGAGCGAGAGAGAUCCAUCUAUUGUGAAGAGAAGCCCCCUGGUCUGUUCGAGACCGUGGAGUCCAACUCGUCUGUUAUAGAAGACGCACCAUACCAUGGCCUUCUAUCCAACACGGAGAAGGACAACCUGGAACAGCACCUAGAGCGAUUGUACCUAAGUUGCUGGCAGAGCGAUGUGCUACGGCUGCGGGCAGUUCUCGCAGAGAAAACAUGGAUUAGCUUCGAUCUCGACGAUACACUGCACGAGUUUCGUCGCGCCUCCGGGGCAGCUACCACCAAGGUCCUCGAGGGCAUCUCCAAGCGAUACGGCACCGCUAUGUCUGCGCUGAAGAAUGAAUACACCAGGAUCCUCAAGGAGAAAGCCAGCAAUUCCUUCUCCGACGGCAAAACAUCGUUUCAGUAUCGCAAGAAGAGAUCCACAUCAGUCCUAGCCCAUUUUUCCAUCCCGCUAGAUGCGGUCUUUAUAGAAGAGCUUCUGGAGUCUUACGAGGAUACACUCGUAAAGUCGCUUGAGUUGAAGUGUGGGGCGCUGAGCUUGCUUUCGGCAAUCAAGGAUAUGGGCAAGAAGGUUGCCAUCAUGACAGAAGGCCCGCAAGAUGCACAGGAGAGAACAAUUCAGGCUCUCGGCAUCAGCCAAUACGUCGACUUCCUAGCCACUACCAAUCAUUUUCGGCUGACCAAAACUUCAGGCCUCUUCAGUGCGGUUCUGGGGCAUCUGGGCAUCUCAGCUGGUGACAUUGCCUACAUUGGCGACAACGAGCAGCGGGAUAUGCGGCCCGCUAUGGGCGAGGGCAUUUUUGCGGUACAUCUCGCCGAAUCGAAGCAUGUUUGUCUCAACUCAUUCCCGCCGCAAGUAAACACCCUGAGAAAACUGGAGUACAUCAUUUGCAGUAGCAGCCCAUGUUAG